Messenger RNA from Clarias gariepinus (North African catfish), 5398 nucleotides. RefSeq names its product collagen, type IV, alpha 4 (gene col4a4). Gene Ontology annotation, molecular function: extracellular matrix structural constituent. The coding region runs from base 196 to 5184 and encodes 1662 amino acids. The record is from RefSeq and is a predicted model, not a curated record. Lineage: Eukaryota; Metazoa; Chordata; Actinopteri; Siluriformes; Clariidae. Gene Ontology annotation, cellular component: collagen trimer. The transcript has 47 exons.
CGACAUUUCACGUUUCACGACCCCAAUUUCAUUGUGUGCUAAAUGAAGGAGCCAUGUGAAAUCCGCGAGGCGCACAGAGACCCAGAUCAGGUGUAUCACCCACAAGGAUUAGAAGUUAAGGUUUGGCUCCACCAGUCAAAAGAUCACCUUUGAGGGCACAUCUCGAACCAGGGCACGCCUUGAUUGGCGGGUGAGAUGACACGCCCCCACCUGAUUGCCUCGCUCAGCCUCCUGCUCUGGUGGCUUUUACUGAUACACGUGUACAGCCAGGAAGUUCACGGGGCGGAGAUUUCCGAGGACUGUGGACAGCGCAACGGAAGCUUGUGCCCGUGUCCCCCGAUAAAGGGCUCCAUGGGACGUCCUGGUGCUGUUGGGGAAUCGGGGAGAAUUGGACCUCCAGGUCCACCAGGACCUCCGGGAUACCGAGGACAGAAAGGACACCGCGGAUCUGAAGGAAAUCCUGGAGGUCCUGGAUCAAAAGGAGAUGUAGGCAAUCCAGGAAUAGAUGGAAAUCCUGGGCCACCUGGAACACCUGGUUACUAUGGACCUGUUGGCCCUCCCGGUUUUCCAGGAAUAGACGGCUGUGAAGGACCAAGAGGAGAUCCAGGACCCAAAGGUUGUGCAGGACCAAGUGGUCUCACCGGACAACGAGGUUGUCAGGGACCAAAGGGACCCAAAGGAGAUCCUGCAUGCCAGUACAUUAUGAUUCCUGGGAUACGUGGUUGCGAUGGACCUCCGGGUUGUGCUGGACCUGAUGGACUUCCUGGACCUUGUGGCCAGCCAGGACCAAAAGGGACGCCUGGAGAACCUGGAUUACCGGGUGGAAAUGGUGCUCCAGGUUUACGAGGUCCUAACGGAGACGCAGGAAAACCGUUUACCGGUGAGACUGGAGAGGAGGGAGAACCAGGGCCGAAGGGCCCUCCUGGCCCCUAUGAAAUAAUCGAGCCAUCAGAAGAAUAUUUCCCCAAAGGAGACAAGGGGGCGAAAGGACCCAAUGGAAUCGUUGGACUACCUGGAUAUAAUGGCAUUGAAGGACCUCAGGGAGAAACAGGAGAAAAGGGUUUUGCAGGUUUUCCAGGACCUACAGGUGAAUCUGGCUCUCGUGGGGGUUCUGGUGCACCAGGAAAACAGGGUGAACAAGGAAAGCCUGGACUCCCGGGCCAAUAUGGCUUCCCCGGGGUGAAGGGCAAUUCAGGUGAACCAGGUCCAACAGGGGAGACAACAUAUUACUCUUAUAUACCAGGUGCUAUUGGUGACAAAGGAAGGCCUGGGACCCCGGGUAUCAAAGGAGACAUGGGAAUGAUAGGUGUGCCAGGUCCUCCUGGUCCACCAGGAGAAUCUUUACGAGGCCACACAGGUAACCCAGGGAUGGUUGGUCCUCGAGGCGUUCAAGGUGAUAAAGGAGCACCAGGAAUUAGAAGCACAGAGCGAAUCCCAGGGGAGCCUGGGAAACCAGGGCUACAAGGGCAAAAAGGAAUUCAAGGAGCUUCUGGCCCCCAUGGAUACUACUGCCUCCCUGGCCACAGGGGAGAUCCUGGAUCCGAAGGAGAUAAAGGUCCACCUGGUCCAACUGGCAUUCACGGGAGAAAAGGUGACAAUGGUGACUGUAAUUGUGAGGCAAGGUCUGUUUAUGGCCGGCUGGGUUUGCCAGGUGAACCUGGGGAACCUGGUGCUCCAGGACUGAAAGGGCUAUCCGGUGUUCCAGGUGACCCAGGCCCUGAUGGAGAUCCGGGGCAAAAAGGGACUUAUGGAUUUCCAGGUUUUCCAGGUAACAAGGGUAGGAAAGGAGAAAAAGGAAACCUGUUUGUGAUGAACAUUAAGGGUCAAAAGGGACAGUGCGGCAGAACAGGGACUUAUGGGUGUCCAGGAAUCAAUGGCUUGAAAGGGGAUUGUGGGAAUCCUGGCCUUCCAGGUGAUUGUGGUUCAGAGGGUGACAGUUUUUCAGGCUUUCCUGGUGAUAGAGGUUAUCCAGGAAAAAUGGGUCCCAAAGGCCCAAGAGGUCCCUGUGGACCACAAGGGCCAGGCAUUCCUGGGCCAGUAGGUCAUCGAGGACAAGAAGGUGACCAGGGGCAGCCAGGACAAAGAGGAAUUCCUGGCCGUAAAGGAAAUAAAGGUGAUACGCAACCCUGUAUACCUGGCAGUCCUGGAGACCGUGGACCAAAGGGAGAGCUUGGUGAAAAAGGUUGUUUAGGAGAGCAGGGCAAUGCAGGCCCUUGUGGAGAUAAUGGUAUUAAAGGAGCAAAAGGAGAAAAUGGAAUCUGUGGAAAUCCUGGUCCUGAUGGUCCUACAGGGUUAUGUGGCUCUCAGGGGGAUCCAGGAGACAUUGGACUUGAUGGCGAGAGUUUGAGUGGGAAUCCAGGUAUACCUGGCAAUCAAGGACCGCCUGGGUUAAAAGGAUGUAUUGGAGACUCAUUGAUAGGAGAUCGAGGACCAGAGGGUCCUUUUGGGUACGAUGGCUCUUUAGGUGCUAAAGGAGUCCCUGGAGCCCCAGGGCCAUUUGGUACAGAAGGCUUUCAUGGUGCACCUGGAAUUCGAGGUAGGAAAGGAGAGCCAGGAGCAAAUGGUCAGGUUGGCAAAGAGGGAUCUGUUGGCCCAUGUCCAGUGGAGUGUGAGAUUGGGGAUCUGGGAGAGCCAGGGCUGCCAGGAGACCCAGGAUGUAGUGGAAGUCCAGGUACACGUGGCGAGAAAGGAUUUGUCGGCCCACCUGGCCUUCCUGGAAGGGGGCAGAAAGGUGAUCCAGGAAAACCAGGCCCACCUGGUGCGCCAGGAUACUGUGGUCCUCAGGGAUUCCCAGGAUCAGUAGGAGACUUUGGAGUUCCUGGACCUAACGGAUUGAUAGGUUGUCCUGGACAACCCGGAAAGGAUGGCUUACCUGGUGACCAAGGUGAAGGUGGACUUCAGGGUCCACCUGGAUUAAAAGGCGAGAACGGUUUUGAUGGGAGGCAAGGUUGUCCAGGAGUCGAUGGAGAGAGAGGAGAGAAAGGUUCCCAUGGAGAUCCUGGGGUGCCAGGAGCGGUCAUUAUGAUUAUUGAAAAGGGGAAGACAGGACCAUCAGGACUGCCUGGGCCAUGUGGGUCCCCUGGUCCCAGAGGUGAUAAAGGUGUAAAGGGAGAAGCUGGUCCAGAUGGCCGUCCAGGGCAUUGUGGACCUCAGGGUUUUGAGAAUGGCCCUCGGGGGCCACAGGGUCCUUGCGGACAGCCGGGUGAACCUGGACUCCCGGGCCUACCAGGGUUAAAAGGUUAUAACGGAUUUCCCGGAGGAUUUGGUGAUCCAGGUGACCCAGGGUUGAGUGGAUGUCCAGGAGUCCCAGGUACCACUGGAUUUGAUGGGCCAAAAGGUGAUAGAGGAGAUUCUAUAGGUACACCAGGACCUCCAGGUGUGAGAGGUGAAUGUGGACCAAAUGGCUACUCAGGACCUCCAGGAGAUCCGGGAGAUUGUGGAGACGUGGGUCCACCUGGUGUGUGUGGACAGCCUGGCAAACCUGGUCCUGUUGGAAAUCGGGGACAAUGUGGACCUCCAGGUGUUAUUGGUCCCCCAGGACCUAGAGGAACAUGUGGUUCUGAGGGUCCUUCAGGGCCUUCUGGACCUCCUGGACCUCCUGGACCAUCAGGCCAGUGUGGCCCGCCAGGUCCUCCAGGGCCACCAGGACUGUUUGGAUUGGAUGGAUUAGAGGGUGUAAAGGGUGAACCAGGGACACGCGGAUUAGGUGUACCUGGAGAAAAGGGGCCGAAGGGUCUGACAGGUGAAAGGGGUUGUCCAGGGGACCCUGGGCCAGAGGGUCCUAUCCAGCAAGGGUUCAAAGGCAGUCAGGGCCCUCCUGGAUUGCCAGGUAAUCCUGGUUGUCCAGGUCCUACUGGUUAUUCUGGCAGAGAAUGUGAGAACCCAAACCCAGGACAGAGUGGUGAAGCUGGUUUUAUUGGUCUGGAUGGCCCACCAGGACUUAGAGGAUCAAUGGGACCAGCGGGCCUGCCCAUCCCUGUGCAGGGGGAUGAGGGAGACACAGGUUCACCAGGUAUUAAUGGAACCAAAGGACCAAAAGGUGAACGUGGUCCCAGAGGCCAGAUGGGAGUUUCAGGCCUUCAAGGACGUAAAGGUGAAAAAGGUGAUCCAGGGUUACCGGGAGAUCCUGGACCUUCUGGACUACCAGGAGCCAAUGGAAACCCCGGGUUCAAGGGCCUUAAAGGUCGACGAGGAGAUGAAGGUGCUCCUGGAAAACCAGGGGAAGUUAUUCAUGGUGAUUUUUAUCAACCAGUUAUUGGUCCAUCUGGACAUCCUGGUCCUUCUGGUGAACCUGGUUUUCCAGGACUUAUUGGAAUUAAAGGCAGCGAAGGGCCAAAAGGGCUAAAAGGUGCCGCAGGAUACCAAGGGUUGGAUGGUCAUCCUGGACCACCUGGCCCUAUUGGACUUCCUGGAGCCCCCGGAAAGGAUGGUGAAAGAGGUUUACAAGGCAGGCAAGGUGAACAAGGCCCUCCAGGAGAUGAAGGUCCUCCUGGCCCCUCUGAGAGGUUUAACUCCGGCUUCCUAUUGGUCAUUCACAGCCAAUCAACAGAUGUGCCCAAGUGUCCUCGAAAUAUGACUAAGCUUUGGGAUGGAUAUAGCCUCCUGUAUCUGGAGGGGCAGGAAAAAGCGCACACACAAGAUCUAGGUCAGGGAGGUUCGUGCAUGCGUGUCUUCAGCACUAUGCCGUUUUCACACUGUAGCAUGGGUGCCUGCAACUACGCCAACCGCAAUGACAAGUCCUACUGGUUAGCCGCCACUGCUCCAUUACCUACCAUGCCCAUGUCCGGCCUGGAGAUCCAGCAACACAUCAGCAGGUGUGCAGUGUGUGAGGCUCCAGCACCGGCUAUUGCCAUUCACAGCCAGAGCACACUCAUACCCAACUGUCCACUAAAUUGGAUGAGCCUCUGGAGUGGAUAUUCAUUCCUUAUGCACACUGGGACAGGAGACGAAGGAGGUGGACAGUCUCUCACAUCGUCUGGAAGCUGCCUACAGGAUUUUCUUACGCAUCCGUUUGUGGAGUGCCAGGGAGCUCAAGGCACAUGCACUUAUUUUAACAACCUCUACAACUUUUGGCUCACGCGUGUUGACCAGGACUUCAGCCCUGUUCCAGAAAUAAUGACCCUAAAGGAAGCGGUUGAGCAGCGUGAUCACGUCAGCCGAUGCAACGUCUGCUUGAGAGCGUGACCCCGUUCCACAUUGUGGCACACCAGUUUGAAAUACUCUAGUUACCCUAGUUUGUGAUGCUACAGAGGGGAUAUGAAUUGGGUAGUCAUAAUGACUCAAAUUGGAAAAAAAAAAAAAAAGAACUGAACAGUUUGUGAUUACUCACACCAAAGGACAACUGUGAACAAGUUUGUACACACUUUUCCUCUCCACUUUUGAUACUUGAGGGUUUAAG